GCUGGGGGGGCGGUGGCAUGUAGACUGCCAACCUUGCGACAUUUCAAACCUUCCUCCUGCAUGUGGAACAGCCGUGUUUUGUGAAACAACGAAAAUGAAUGUCAACUUCAUGUGCGGUCUAAGAAGUACUUUCUGGAGUAUUUCAAGGAGAAAAAUUGACUGCGUGGCAAGCUCUCAGGUUUCUUACAUCUCUGCGAGGAAUUCGUCAGAUAUCCCAAAGAAUACUAUAGCACACAUUUAUUCUGCAUCUAGUCAGCCAGAAAAUGGACGUAUUUAUGACUACAAGCCUUUUAGAAUGAGGUUGUAUCCGAAAAAAGAUUAUCACUGGUGUCUGUGUGGCUACAGUAAAUCUCAGCCUUUGUGUGAUGGAACACACAAGCUUCCUCAAUAUAAAUGUACUUUGAAGCCAAUCAAGUUUCAAGUUGAAGAAGAAGAUGAUUAUUAUCUGUGUAACUGCAAACAGACCAAACUACGUCCAUUUUGUGAUGGGACUCACAAGACAUUAUUGUGAUACACUAGAUGAUUCAUUGUCAAUUGUAGACUUGUAAAUUUAUUGUUACUUUUUUGUUACGUGGCUCUAGUUCCAAUUUUAUUUGGGAAACCAAACUUUUUCAUUGCCUGCAAAUGAACCCCAUUGGCUUUAAACAUAAUUUUUCACAACUGUUGCAUUUUCUUGUUGACUUUUGAAUUAUUUAUAUGUGUAGAAUACAAAAGAAAGGAGAGCAUACAGAUAGAUUUUUCAUUAACUUCAACUUAAUCUGAAGAUUAUCUACUUCUUAAUGAAAUAAUAAGAGUAUCUGGACACAUUUGUACUAUGUUUGUUUUUACAAAGAAUAAAGAACAAUCUUACAAUUA
Thrips palmi is the source of this 855-nucleotide messenger RNA. Its product is annotated as CDGSH iron-sulfur domain-containing protein 3, mitochondrial. Gene Ontology annotation, molecular function: 2 iron, 2 sulfur cluster binding. The record is from RefSeq and is a predicted model, not a curated record. Lineage: Eukaryota; Metazoa; Arthropoda; Insecta; Thysanoptera; Thripidae. The transcript is spliced from 3 exons. Bases 95 to 511 code for a protein of 138 amino acids. Gene Ontology annotation, cellular component: intracellular membrane-bounded organelle.